CAGCUGAUUCCUUUCUCAUAUCGCUCUGCUGAGAAAUAUCAAUAGUUUUGCUGGUGGCUUGUUGUUGUUGUUGUUGUUUGGUACAGAACUUAACUCUUCCGGUUACUUUGUGUUUUUUGUUAUAUGUUAUUGUUGAUGCAAUUCGGCUACUCCUCACAUACAGUUUUCCAUAGCAAGCUUAUAGACAUCUUUCAACGUUAAGUGCCAACAUCGAUCCACGCUUGCUGCUUUGCAAAGAAAGCCAUCUCUAAUAACAGAAACUAAUAUACAGAAGUGUGUAGCAUAGAGUUAGUUUAAGGGAAACAUUUUAUGUAAGGGAAUGAGAUCUACAAAGGCCCAUUCACAUGUUAAGUCGUUGUGACUCUGCUGCUGGGGGGCAGGGACUUCGUAAAACCAAAACUGCAAGCCAAGAAACCAACAACAACCAUAUUCCACUUUCUCUCAACACCGAAGAAGACAAAGAUCAACAGGAAGUUUCAAGUUCAGGAUACACUGUACGGCUUCGGCCAAGACCAACCAGGCAAACUGAACAUUACAGGUCUCCCACUUCAAAGAGGAAAAUCCCCUUUAAGGAACUUGGGGUGUCUGUCAAACGCACCGUGUCUGAGCCAGUCACACGUACAUCUGUUGCUGUACGACCGACUCGGACAAGUAUUUUACGAGAACAAAAACUGAAAACCGGAGAUAUUCAAAACAAAAAAUCUGAAUUGCACAAAGCACAAGCAUUGGAUUCAGGCAUUCCUACGAAAAGGCUUCGUUCAGAACAACCUGACCUCCCAGUAAAGACAAGUAAAAGUUUAGAACAAGUACAAACAAAGAAGACUACAAAGAAAAGUGGAAAGUCUGUAAAGCAAAAAUCAAAAGAAGUUGCAAGCAAGUUGUGGUACCCGUUCAUACCACCAGCUGCUUCCUCAGAUUCGGAGGAGGAUAUUUCAUUUCAAGAGGAGCUUGGUAGUAGUUCAUCUACUACUUCCCUUCCCCCAACGAAGCUGGCUUCCAGACAGACGAAGUCAGCUUCAAAUAAAACGAAGGAUAAAUCUUCUGCUGAUCCCACCACAUCCUGUGAGGGAAAAUCCCAAGAAGGAAAAGGUGGUGCGAGACCUAAAGUAACAAGCUCUAAACCGGGCGGUCGGUUCACCCUUGGUAGAUUCAGCAAGUCUGACUCUGCAGUGUCAAGUGACAAAACUGCAUUAAAAGUAAACAAAGAAACCAAAGCAUCUCGUAGUAAUCAGGAACCUACUGAAAGUGGAGUAAGAACCAGAUCUACUUUGACUAAAAUACCAAAGGCUACAAAAACCUCUAAAGGUAAAGCAACAAACAAACGAGACGAAGAGGGCAAAGCAAAGAAUAGGAAACGUUACCAGUCCCCACCAAAUCAUCCACUCUACGCAAGAAAAACUGCAACAAACAACGGCAAAACGGGGUCUUGUGCGAGCACAAGCCGCAGGGGUCGGGGUAAGACGUCAAGUGUGACAUCACGAGAGCAGGAGGACACUCCUCCCCCUCCUGUCAUGUCACAGGAGGCGGAUCAAUCUCCAGAAGAAGCACAACCCGGAUCAGGUGCUGUGGGUAGCAGCGCAUCUGAUAACCAAGGAGCAUCAGGUGGGGCUGAAUCUGCAGCUGCAGGAGCAGGUGGUGCGUUAAAUACUGAUGGAGAUUUUGAUGAACCAGACAUGUCCAGACUACAAGCUUUACUGGAAGCAAGGGGGCUUCCUUCUCACUUUUUUGGCACACUAGGACCCAGGGUGCAACAAAUAUUGCAUAGAUCUGUUAACAAUGGCACAAACUCCAAAGCACAGCAGUUGCUUCAAGGAAUGCAAGCAAAUGGUGAUGAGUCGCGUCAAUUACAAUCCGCCAUUGAAAUGUGCCAACUCCUUGUCAUGGGAAAUGAAGAUACUUUAUCAGGAUUUCCAAUCAAGAUGGUGGUACCUGCUCUCAUUACUUUACUACGGAUGGAACACAACUUUGACAUGAUGAACCACGCGUGUCGUGCGUUGACUUAUAUGAUGGAAGCUUUACCCCGAUCCUCAGCCGUUGUGGUCGAUGCUGUUCCCGUGUUUCUUGAAAAGUUACAAAGCAUUCAGUGCAUGGAUGUAGCUGAGCAAUCUCUCACAGCACUUGAAAUGCUUUCACGUCAGCACGGUUCCUCCAUUCUUCGAGCCAACGGUCUCUCAGCGUGUUUGCUCUACCUUGAUUUUUUUUCACUUCCCGCUCAACGUAAUGCACUCACUGUUGCUGCUAACUGCUGCUUUGUAUCCUCAAGUGAUCAACGUGCUGACUUCAGCAAAUAUUACGGAACCUCUAUCCCGUUGCUUGUUCAAAAGUUGACCCAUCAUGACAAAAAAUGUGUUGAGAGUGUAUGUCUAUGCUUUGCGCGUCUCGUAGACAAUUAUCAUAACGAACCAUCCAUUCUAAAAGUUGUGGCAGAAAAUGGACUUCUGCAAAAUUUUCAAAACAUCCUUGUAGUUACACCGCCAUUGAUUGGCAGUAACACCUUCGUCAUGGUGAUUCGUACCAUGUGCCUUCUGUGCUCCUCGUGCCCCAAUCUCGCCGCGCAGCUCGUGCGAAACAAUAUUGCUGAAACAUUGCGAUACCUUCUGUGUGGAACAGCAUCAGACUCGGAUGAGAUCGAACUUGUUCCUAGAAGUCCGCAAGAACUUUAUGAAAUUACUUCUUUGAUUGGGGAACUAAUGCCACGGUUACCUCGUGACGACCCGAUGUUCAGUGUGGAUCGAUUACUUAAACAAAGUGGACGGGGUUCUGGGGGUGAAACCACAGCUACCUGGCAGUGGAGAACUGAUGAAGGGGUGUGGAAAUCUUACUCCAGGCAUGACAACAGAAUGAUUGAGGAUUCUCAUCGCAACGGUGAUCCAGAGGCCAACCUCCUUGUACAAGGUCGUGUCUAUGUUCUCGACUUCAACGUGAUGCAGCAAGUUAACGAGGAUACUGGUCACGCGAGGGCGAUAAGGAGACAGCCAGAAAAGAAAGACAACAAUAAAUUGCUGGUGAAGACUGAGUCUGAUAGCAGUCUAACAGAUGCUCGAGUGUCUCUUGUUAAGGAAGAUAGCGUGGUGAUCUCGCAGUUCGUACGAUCGUUGUUCACUCUGCUGUAUGAGGUGUAUGGUACUUCUGCGGGUUCACCUGCUGUGCGCCAUAAAUGUUUACGAGCUGUUCAGCGUAUGGUGUAUUAUGCAGAACCUGAGCUUCUGCGAGAUGUUCUCAGAAAUCUCUCAGUUUCGAGCCAUAUUGCCUCCAUGCUAUCAAGCAAUGAUCUCAAGGUUGUAGUUGGAGCAUUACAGAUGGCCAUGAUACUUAUGAACAAACUUCCUGAUGUGUUUGAAGUUUAUUUUACAAGGCAAGGCGUAACACACCAGGUUGAACAGUUAUUAAACCCAGCACACAAAGUUGUUGGAACCAACCAACCGUCACCCCCUGAAGCCCCCGGCACCACCAGCUCAAACACGUCCACCCCUGUAUUCGAAGGUGGCCCCAGCAGUACUGACCCAUCUCCCUCAGACCCGUUGCCUGGACGUUUAUCUGACAUGCUGCGUCGAAAAUAUCCUCCACGUCGCAGUGCAGGAAAGAGGAUGUCCGCAUCUUCACUCGCAUCCACUCCUGAGGACUCCGGUGGAGCACACAGGACACGUGGUAGAUCAAGUGCAUCAUCACCUACAACAGAUCGUGUGAUAUCUCCACCACUUACCAAAGCUAAGGCAUUUGCGGCUGCCAUGUCAACAUAUGAUGGUACCACGGAUACACCAACUGGCCCAAAAUCAAAGUCAAGUGGCGCAAGCGGUCGGUCAUCUGCGACCUCGUUCUUCUACAAUUUAAACCCCACUCGAUGGGGCCGUUCAUCCACCUCGUCAAGUGUGGCUCAACCCUCCGUACUUGGAUCCCCCCAUUCAAUUGGUUCGGUUACAUCUCACUCAUCUACUGGAAGUGGUCGUAUGUCGCGGGAAGGCUUAGCACUUCCUAUACUUAAGAAGAUGACCAGUGUCAAGGAUACAAGCAGAGAGAAAGUGAAGGUGUGGGUUCGUGAACAGGCAAAGUUAUUCUUGGAGCAAUAUUUCUCCGUUGGCAUGACAACUGAUUCACCAAACGAUGAUAAAUCUUCUUCAGUGGAUCAACGCUCGUUGCUUCACCAUCUAACCAGUAUUGCACAAGCUUUAUCUACAUGUGUGGAAAUGAGUGUGGCGUGCAGAAACCUCAAAGCUCUAUGUGACAUAACAAGCACAUCUGACGUGUCAUCAUUUGAGUUGCAACACAGUGGAAUCGUGACCUCGGUUCUACAAUUUUUAACCAAGGAAUCCAAGUUAAACAACAACGAUGAGGAAGAACUUUGCGAGAUGAUCCGUAACUCUUCCAAACGUCGAUCCCUCUGCAUCCCAACUCCUCCGAUGACAACAAGAAGACGAAGCAAAACAGAAUCGAGCGCGACCACCCAGUCACUCAACUUCGAAGAAACCUCCAUCCACUUUGAAGGCGAUCGACCAAAAUCUGCUCCUAGUGAAGAAAUGAAACUCGGACAAACUGAGAAGAAAAUUCGCGAUGAUGCGUUUGAAGCCGACAUCCCGUCGAAGUCAGAUGACAAUCCGGCUGAUGCCUCACAACCUCUAUUUUUAACGUCGCUCGACAGGGAUGACAGACUCCGCAAUUUUCUAAAUGUGUUCACAGGCCUCCCAACCACAGAUUUCUGUGAAGAAGCAAUAUCACUGUCAGAAUUUAACAAUGUGGAACCUCUUCGUAACUUUGUGCAGAAGUUGACUCUCUGUGUCAGCCAGAUGGAACAAUUUCAAGUUAAAUCACAUGACCUACCCAGUGCACCAGGACGGGGAUCUCAAGCUCUUAGUUUCUUUGCAAGACAUCAGUUGAAAUGUCAAUUGCAGCGUCAUCCAGAUUGUAGCAUGUCUAAGCAAUGGCAUGGUGGCCCAGUGCGGGUUGAUCCUCUUGCUUUGGUGCAAGCAAUAGAGAGAUACCUGAUCGCUCGUGGAUACGGAGUGGCAUCCUCGUCUGAUGCUGCAUGGGAGCAAGCUGCAAGACAGGAUGUCCUGAUGUUGAUGGGAGAUGAUGAAUCUGAGGAUGAGAUUGAGGUUGAUAAUGAUGAGGAUGACGAUGAUGAUGACGAGGAAGAUGAUCAGCCAACGUUAUCAACAGCUUCAGCCACAAAAACAGAAUCCACUUCUAACGCUAAGAAACAUCGCCUUGAACUUUAUGUUGGCAAUUAUAAACUGCCCUACAACAUGACUGUAUACCAGGCAGUGAAGCAGUUUAAUGAGGAACAUUGUAGAUCAACCUCCCAGAUGAUGUCUUCGGAUGAGAGGGACACAGAUGAUGAACAUAUUACUAUUGCAAGCACUGGUAUAUGGAAGACAACACAUGUGAUUAGAUAUAAGUUGGUUCCUGACAAUGAAGUAAGUCUAUCAACCUACCAGUGGGAAGAGAUCAUCACACAAAAUCUCCCCCAUACUUUCGAAGAAAAACGAUCCACUCUGGCUUCCACAGAUGGAAACAUCCCAGUAACUAAACGACCAUUGAACCAUUAUCUUAAGAACAAAUUGCCCGAUUCUUUCAUGACAAAUGAUCCAAGCAAAGAGGUCUUAUGCUUGACACGUGUGAUAUUCGGCUUGACACGAUAUUGGCACACACUCUACACACCCAGUAUUCUAUCAACCGAUCGACCGUUGCUCCCAAUAUCGGACUUCGUCAACACAAAACUAUCAGCUAAAUGUAGCCGUCAAUUGCAAGAUCCUCUGAUGAUCAUGACGGGUGAACUUCCCUCCUGGUUGAGUGAGAUUGCUCACGCCUGUCCCUUCGUCCUCCCGUUUGACAUCCGGCAACUUCUCUUCCGGGUCGUCUCUUUUGAUCGGGAUCGAGCAAUGCAACAUCUUCUUGACUCCGGACUCUUAUCGGAUGUAAACACAGCUUCUUCCUCUGCAGGAACAGGAUCACUUAGUCAGGAUUCAAACAACCGUUUUAUGCCAAAGAUUGAGAAGAAAAAGUGUUCAGUCAAGCGCGAAAACCUACUCCAGCAAGCGGAGAAAUUAAUGGCAGACCACGGUCACACUCGUUCAUUACUUGAAGUACAAUAUGAGGGUGAGGUGGGUACAGGGUUGGGUCCCACCCUCGAGUUCUACACCCUUGUCAGCCAUGAACUUCAACGCAGCAACCUCAGUUUGUGGAGGUCUGACGAUAACAGCAACUCUGUUGAUCAAAGUCACAACAUUGAACAAACCUCAGCAAAGAAAAUGCUCAAAAAACUUUCCGAGAUCGUGGAGGAGGAGCAGUUCAACUCUCCUGUUGCUAUGGAGACGAGUUUUGUUCACUCUCCUGUUGGAUUGUACCCUCUUCCAAUCGGCCGGACAUCAAAACUUGGUCCGAUCGCAAAAGCUUGUUCCAAGUUCAGAUUCCUCGGAAGAUUUUUCGCCAAAGCUGUGAUGGAUGGGAGACUAGUUGAUGUUCCCCUCAGCAUGAUAUGUUACAAAUGGUUCCUGAGUCAAGAACACACAAUAACCUGGUUAGACCUUGAGCAAGUCGACCCUGGAAUGUCUCUUACAUUCAACAAACUAAAACGUCUACUACACCAACGACUGACCAUUGAACAACAGCAAUCGGAUGAAAUGGAAGAAAAAAUAAACGCUGUGACAAUGGAUGGAUGUAGACUGGAGGACCUCGGACUUGACUUCCUCCUCCCAGGUUUCCCCAACAUUGAGCUGAUGAAGUCCGGAGCAAAAACCUCUCUCUCAAUCAAUAAUCUUGAUAAAUAUCUCAACUUGAUCGCAUACUGGACACUGAGUGAAGGGGUUCGUCAGCAACUUGAUGCAAUGAGAGAUGGAUUCCAAUCUGUGUUUCCACUUCAAGCAAUUGACUAUUUCUUUCCAGAGGAGUUGGACCAGUUGUUCUGUGGUGCAAGAUACCAGCCUUGGAGUGAAAGGGAGCUCGCCGACUCGUGUCGCACCGACCAUGGUUAUAACCACGACAGCGAAACUGUGAAAACCUUGUUUCGUGUGUUGUCACAAUACGACGCAGCUGAACAACGAGCCUUUUUACAGUUUGUAACCGGAAGUCCACACUUGCCUGUGGGGGGUUUACGUUCUCUGCACCCUCCUCUCACCAUCGUGCGCAAAACCUGCGAGGAGAACAUGACGUCGGACAGCUAUCUUCCGUCGGUGAUGACGUGUGUGAACUACCUAAAGCUGCCUGAAUAUUCGAACGAGUCUGUGAUGCGAGAGCGCUUACAAAAGGCGGCGCAAGAAGGCCAGAAAUCCUUCUUGCUUUCAUAACCACCCACCCAAGUGCUAUCGUAUCCACCAAGUGAUUUUUUUCAAUUUUUGUGUGUUUUUGCCUCCUACGUUCAUCAAACACGGCUGCUUCACCAUACCGCUUGUCCCACUUUCUUUUCACGACUGUUCCUGAUUGUUCUUCGUUCUGUUCGCUCACAACGACGCCAAACCAUAUCACCAUAAUACAAACUAGCUGUUGCAAUUCCACGAUCUCGCCCUAUGCCGUACUGCAAACACCACGUCUGGGAUUUCCCAAACUGAACUCGUAUACCAAGGCAACCUGUAUCCGUGGUGCGUAUCUAUACCAGUGUCGUGAAUCUAUAUUUAUUCUACUUUUCAAUGCGUCGUGUGCAAGAUUUUCCAGUGUAUUGCUUGAACAAUGUUUGAGUCGGAAAGUUGAAUCCGAAGUGGCAUUGAUUCUCUUUAAAGCUUUUUCUCUUUUACCGUCGGCUUGCACAGCACCAGUACACACGUGUCUCUCGUUCUUAAAACGUACCUUUGAGAGUCUCGUUGUAUUAUGUAGAAAGCAUGUGGACCUUUCUUUGCUUCGUAGGACAGCGUUAUGUCGGUUGUUGACCAUGUUUUGUGCGAAAGCUUUAUUACACGCAAUCUGCUGUUCUUGUGCGGUGUUACUUUCAAUUGAAAUCUUGUACCACCUU
This is a messenger RNA of Ciona intestinalis (vase tunicate), 7939 nucleotides long. Lineage: Eukaryota; Metazoa; Chordata; Ascidiacea; Phlebobranchia; Cionidae. The record is from RefSeq and is a predicted model, not a curated record.